UCCCCCCCGAUGGGCGGGGCGGGAGGUGUCCGUGCUUGGGCUCUGUGAUUGGGAGAGAGGGACAGAGGGAGCCGGGCCGGGCAGGGCAGUGUGCGCUGCACGAAAAUGCACUCGGAUGCUGCCGCUGUCAAUUUUCAAUUGAACUCUCACCUAUCAACACUGGCAAAUAUUCACAAGAUUUACCACACCCUCAAUAAGCUGAAUCUGACAGAGGACGUUGGUCAGGACGAUCACCAGACAGGAGAGAGACUUUCAAAGAUACGAAGAAUAGGAAGUCUUCGGUCUUGCAGUUCAUCAGACUGCUUUAGUAAAGUGAUGCCUCCAAGGAAAAAGAGGAGACCUGCAGCAGGAGAUGAUUUAUCUGCUAAGAAAAGUAGACAUGAUGGUAUGUAUAGAAAAUACGAUUCGACUAGAAUAAAAGCAGAGGAAGAAGUCUUUUCAAGUAAGAGAUGCUUAGAAUGGUUCUAUGAAUAUGCAGGCACUGAUGACAUUGUAGGGCCAGAAGGUAUGGAGAAAUUUUGUGAAGACAUUGGAGUUGAACCAGAAAAUGUAGUUAUGCUUGUAUUAGCAUGGAAGUUGGAUGCACAAAACAUGGGUUACUUUACAUUACAGGAGUGGUUAAAAGGAAUGACAUCGCUACAAUGUGAUACCACAGAAAAAUUGAGAAAUUCUUUGGAUUACUUGAGAUCUUUAUUAAAUGAGCCUACCAAUUUUAAACUUAUUUAUAGAUACGCAUUUGACUUUGCACGGGAGAAGGACCAGCGCAGCCUAGAUAUCAAUACUGCCAAGUGUAUGUUGGGGCUUCUUUUAGGAAAAACAUGGUCUCUUUUUCCAGUAUUUCACCAGUUUCUAGAGCAAUCAAAAUAUAAAGUUAUCAAUAAGGACCAAUGGUGCAAUGUACUUGAAUUCAGCAGAACAAUUAACCUUGACCUCAGUAACUAUGAUGAAGAUGGAGCCUGGCCAGUGUUGUUGGAUGAGUUUGUGGAAUGGUAUAAAGGAAAACAGAUGACAUAGGAGUUUAACUAUGCACAGCCACUCAAGAGUCACUGUUACCACAGUUACGUCAACCAUUAGCCAUAAACUGCUGUUUGUAUCAAAGUGCAUGCUGCUUUUCUUGCACUGUGUCCCUCUUGCAGGGAACUUUUGGUGUUUGCUAUUUAACAAGCCAGCUCUGCUUGCUGUGUAGCAUUGUUCUCUUUGAAGGCUGCUUUGCAUUCUGUAUUUACACUACAAAAUAGUGAACUUGCCAGCGUCUUCACUGUGAUUAUGUGUAUAUGCUGUCUAAAUUUUGUAUAUGUGUAUAAAAAAGCUUCACCUAGGGAUUAUUUCUGCAGAAAUGUAUUGUAAAAAUAAUUUUGUGGCAUAUUUCUAAUCACUUCUAUGUUCAUUGAAGCUUUAGUUAUUUUGUUUUUCUCUUGGUCUCAAAUGUAGCAUUUCAGAAAAUGAAAUGGACAGACUGCUUGGACAUAGUUAUCAUGAAGAACUGUUGUCAGUUUUAAUGUUACUGUUUGAGACGCCAAUUUCGGAGGGGAGAAGAUACGCUGUGACUUUCUUCAGGGGAAUUCACCAAACAUGACCUUUUGCUUAAUAGGAAUGAAACAUCAGUGUCUUAAAAGAAAAAAGAUUAUAUAUAUAUAUAUAUAUAUAUAUAUAUAUAUAUAUAUAUAUAUAUAUAUAUAUAUAUAUAUAUAUAUAUAUAUAUAUAUAUAUAUAUAUACAUACACACACACACACACACACACACACACAAAAAAAAACACUGUAAUAGUUGUACAUGCCACAGAGGAUUUCUAUUUGAAGAAGAAAGUACUGACUUUUUAAUGUUAAAACUGCAGUAGUUUCAUUACAGGUACAAAUGAACAAAUUAAAGUACCUUUUAAAAAUGGAUUUUAGACUUUCGUAAAUUCCCUUUGGCAUAUUUCUUUUAAACUUCAGUGUACUAAGUGUUUGGACUAUGUUGCGAUUUAGUGACGUUAAAAGUUUUGUCUAAAGUUAGUGGUUGGGGGAAUAAAAGUCUGCUCAGCCCCAACCUAUAGUUAAUAUAGGUUUGGAUCUUUCUUUGUAAUAUUAGUCUUUCCCAUGGUCUAUAACUUUGGUUCUGAGUAAUUAAAAAUAUUAUAUCAAGUAGUCAAAACAUUACUUUUUUCUUUCAUGCUGGGGAUUGGAAUUUCCUAGCAGAAUGUCCAUUGCAGGCAAUGGGCACAUUAAACACCAGCAUUAAAUGACAGUACUUUUUAAUAGGGACCAUUUCCUGUUUCACAUAUUUCUUUGUUUGUUUAGGACAGUUUUAGUGAUUAUUUGGGGAAAAUGAGUGAAUGGAAAGGUGUUCAAGUUCUAUAUUUUUGUCAUGUUGGCUUUGCCUUACCUGUCUUUAUUAAAUAAUAUUACUGUUGAAUUUUUUUUAGGUUCUUGAAGUAUCUGGUGCUAUUAAACUUUGAUCCCUGAGUAUUUAUAGAAAUGUUCCAUAUUAUUUCAUGGAACAUUUAACAAAAAGGGACCAGUGGAUAUUUUGGAAUAAAGAAUAACAUUACUUUUCUGUAGAAGUAUUUUAAAAGGUAUUGGCAGUUUUGAUAUUUCUUUAGAAUGCAAUCCAGGGGGGGGAAAAGCAUUUUAGUCUGAAUGUGAAAUUUUCAGCUGCAUUGAAGGUCCUGUUCUGCCAUCCCUGAAGUCAGGAACAUUGGAUCAGUCAAGUCAUUGUCUUGACUAUUUUCAGGAUUAAGCCUGCUUUAUCAAUAGCACAGUAGCUUGCUGCCCUGGACCAGGAGGUUGUAAUUCCUUUGCUACUGGUGGUCAGUUUAUGUUCACUUUUUUUUCUCUCUCCCCCCUCCAAUUUCAGCUGCCAAAGAAAAAGCUGUGUGUGUUUGUCUGUAUUUGUAUUUACUUAAAUAUACAGUAUGUAUGCAUAUACAAAAUCUAAAGUUCCAUGAUGUUAAGAAAAUACUACCUUCCCCAUGAAAGUCAGGUUUGAAUAUCUAUGACACUAAAUAAGUAGCAAGUUAAUAGUGGUAAAACAUACAUAAUCAUUGCUUUUUCAUGUACUAAAUCACAUAACAUUAAUUCCAUAUUUGAUGCCAAUUUGCACAAUAUAUUAAUUCAGUGGAGUGCGAUACUUAAUGUUUACAAUCAGUGUUUACUAAAACACACGUUUUAUUAAGACUUCUGAUGUAAAUGUGUGUAUUACUAUAGUAUAACCAUAAGGAAAGGAGCGUGGAGCUGCUGGUUUAGUUCUUAAAAGAAUGAACUUAGAAGCAAUAUAACUUGUAACAUUAAGCUGAAUUGUGAUUGCUAAAAAUCCUAAGUGAAAUACUGCAGGUGUUCUUAAAUGUUAAGUUAGUUAUUAAUUCUAGAAAACGGUUUAGCACAAAUUGGCAUAAAUACUGCUAAAAUACAAGGCUGGUUACAUAAUAAGUUUUGUAUGUGACAGAUAAUUUGGCUUCCAAUAAUGGAAGCAAGAGCCAAAGACACUUUUAAUCUAUUACUGUUAUCAGUAUAACUUUCAUGUAACAGGGUCAACAGAAAUCUGUUCAGUUUGAACAAGUGUUCUUUUCCCAAUUUUUGUUAAUGUUUAGCAGAAUACAAAAUUUAAAUAAAAACAAAGAAAACAAAAACCUGAAAAUAUUCAUACUGUACAGAUUAACAUACCCUUUAAUUUUUUUCUUUGUGUACAAUUAAUUGGGAAUGAGGGCAAGGAAUAAUGUGUUUGAACGUGGAUCAGACAGAUACUGCCAAUGUUCUCUUCCAGUCGUAAGCAAGAUGAAUCUGUGCUCUUCAGUUGGUUUAACACAUGUAUCUUCAUAAAAUGAACCAUAAAUGCAAUUACAGCUAAUUGAUAUCUUUACUGAAAUUUACAGAGAUCAAAAUGAGCUAAAGCUGACCGUUACAGGUUAAUAAGCUUCCAUACAUUAUCUGUCCUUUUGUUUGUGUUGUAUCUGCUGACAAGCAGAGGGACCUUAACGUUGCCAACUCUUGUAUUUUGGAGAAAUUCCCUCUCCUUUUUACAUUGUGGAUAUUUAGUGAAGCUAUUUCAUUUACCUUGUAUUUAAUACAAGUUUGGUGUUUGCUUUUUUGUUUAUUUGCUAUGCCAUCAAAUAGUUCCUGUAUUUUUUUUUCUUUUGAAAAGUGAUAUACAGAAUAUCCUGACUUCUUGAACAGGACACUGAAAGGUCAUUGUGGCAGAAGUAUCAUGAGUUUAUGCUGAUUUUUCAGGUGUAAAAUAACUGUCCUUACAGCAGAAACUUAAUGGCCUACAUGUAAUUCAUUCUUUAUAUUUAGGAGAUGGUAAGGUGCAAAGACAGUGAAAGGAAAAUAGCAUCCAGAUACUACAGUAGUGGAUACUUUAAAUUGUUAAAUGACAGACAUUUAGAACUCUUUAUUAAUAGAGUGGUAAUAGAGAAUAUUAAUUACAGAAACAUUCCACAAAUUAAGUUUGUAUAUAUUUUCCUUUACUGCAAAAUAGUAUACAAUAAUUUAAAAUACUAAUUUAAUUCUGUGUUACUUUUUUUUUUUCUCCCCCCUCCUCCUUUUUUUCUGCCCAAGGAAGGCUAUUUGAGGAAGAUGGAAUUUAUUGGAAUGCUUUAUGUACUACUUGAGUUUUCAGUAAGAACCUACGUUCCUACGUUAAGGUUAUCUUUAAACUACAGUAAACGUUUGGGUCACCUUUGUGUGGCCUUUUCUAACAUUCGUAGGGGACUGAAGGCAUCUCCCAUUUUAUUGCAGAUACAGACAUUUUAUUUCAUCACAAAUAUGCUUGCACAAUCGAAAUGAGCUUUAGCUCAUUGCUACUUGUUUAAUGUUCACCAGUUACAUUUUUUUGGAGGGCAAGAAAGAGACUUCAGUUUUGUUAAGGCUUUUCCAGAUUUCUGUUGACCCCUGGUCACAAGUCUAACAUUGUUAAAUACUUCUGGAAUUUGUAGAGACAGCUUUAAAGGUUAGCUUGUGUCCUGGUUUUAAUUAUAACUGCUAAAAUACCUCUAUAGGCCUUAUAUUUUAUCCUUUCAUAUUGUUAUAAGAGUGUAUAGAAUCCAUCCACCAGCUAUGUAGGUGGUUGUCUGUAAUUGAGACCAAACGGCAGGGUGUUUUGGGGUGUUUUUUGUUUUGUUUUUUUGUGUUGUCACAAAAUAGUUUCUACUGACACUGCUAUUGCAGGAACAGCAGUUAACCUGUAACUGUGAAUGCUGUGUCUUAGAUAUUUGCAUAUUAUAUACAUAAGGUGUGCUAAACUCCUGUGACUCACAGCCUGACUUAAAUACUGUUAUGCCACCUAACAUGAGUUCAUCAUUUUUAGGAUUUUUGCUGGUGUUGAUGUAAAAUGGUAUCCCACAAAUAAACAGUAUUUGUGAUGGUUUCUGAAACUGA
Molecule: messenger RNA, 5355 nt
Organism: Dromaius novaehollandiae (emu)
Lineage: Eukaryota; Metazoa; Chordata; Aves; Casuariiformes; Dromaiidae
Gene: DCUN1D4
Product: defective in cullin neddylation 1 domain containing 4
Exons: 12
Coding region: 106-1014 (302 amino acids)
Biological process (GO): protein neddylation
Cellular component (GO): ubiquitin ligase complex
Molecular function (GO): ubiquitin-like protein binding; ubiquitin conjugating enzyme binding; cullin family protein binding
Source: RefSeq, a predicted model, not a curated record